Molecule: messenger RNA, 150 nt
Organism: Sparassis crispa
Lineage: Eukaryota; Fungi; Basidiomycota; Agaricomycetes; Polyporales; Sparassidaceae
Exons: 1
Coding region: 1-150 (49 amino acids)
Source: RefSeq, a predicted model, not a curated record
AUGUUGGACCUGCGGAAAGCUGCCACGCCGGAUGACGAAUCCGGGAUGAGCCAGCUAACGACGAUCCACUUCAGGCAGGGCCAUCCUGCUCUCACGAGCGACAUGGAGGAACGAGAUGUCCUUGAGGUUCGCUUUUCGACGCACGAGUGA